CCGACCAUAAAUUGAAAGAAGUGUGGGACUUGCGCUUUGAAUGAGUUUAAUUUUAAUUUGUUGACCUUUCUGAACCAGAAUGGCGGACGUCGUGGAUGAUUCAAUGAUGGACUGUAGUGAAACCGUAGAAAUUAUUUCUGCAGCUCCAGAAGAGCUUGCAGAAACCAAAAAGGAACAUGGAAACGAACUCUACAAAACAAAGCAGUACCAUUCUGCUCUUGCAUUCUACUCGGAAGCCAUCAAAAUCUGUCCAGAAACAGCCUCCUACUAUGGUAACAGAGCGGCAUGUCUCAUGAUGCUUAAUCGUUUCCAAGAUGCUUUGGAAGAUGCUAGAAGAUCAGUUCAGCUUGACAACAAAUUCAUCAAAGGAUAUGUGAGGAUUGCAAAAUGUGCAAUAGCACUUGGGGACCUAGUCACUGCAGAAAAUACCUUGAAAAUUCUGGAAACAAUGAACCAAGAAGGUGCAGUUGCUGCAGAAAAGAAAUCUUUGUUAAAGUUACAACAGUUUGAAUUGGAAGCUCAGAAAGCCUAUGAGAAAAAAGAUUUCAGGAAGGUUGUUUAUUGUAUGGAUCGUUGUUUGGAUGAAGCUCCUACUUGUCCUCGUUAUAAACUCACAAAAGCAGAGUGUUUAGCUUUCUUAGGUCGAUAUGGCGAGGCUCAAGAAAUAGCAAAUGGCAUUCUUCAUCUGGAUAAAGGAAAUGCUGAUGCUAUUUAUGUUAGAGGAAUUUGCUUGUUCUAUGAAGACAACAUAGAUAGUUCGGUAAAUUACUUCCAACAAGUACUCAGACUAGCACCUGAUCACGCCAAAGCUAUGGAGCUAUAUAAGAGAGCAAAACAAUUAAAAAAAAAGAAGGAAGAAGGAAAUGAAGCUUAUAAUGCAGGAAAAUAUGCUGAAUCCAUCAAAUUGUUUUCUGAAGCCCUGAACAUCGACCCUCUAAACAAAAUGACAAAUGCCAAAUUACAUUUCAAUAGAGCCACAGCUUUCUCCAAGCAGAAUAAGCUACAAGAGGCAGUGGAUGACUGUACAGCUGCCCUUAAAUUGAACCCAAGCUAUAUGAAAGCAUUAUUGAGGAGAGCCAAGUGUUAUAUGGAUCUAGAGAAUUUUGAAGAGGCUGUAAAAGAUUAUGAAAAAAUCAAUAAAAUGGACAAGAGUCGAGAAAACAGGAGGCUUCUACAAGAAGCUAAAUUGGCACUCAAAAAAUCCAAAAGAAAGGACUAUUAUAAAAUACUAGGGGUGGACAAAAAUGCAAGUGAAGAUGAAAUAAAAAAAGCAUACAGAAAAAGAGCGCUGAUUCAUCAUCCUGACCGCCAUGCAAACGCGUCUGAAGGUGAAAAGAAAGAACAAGAGAAGAAAUUCAAGGAAGUUGGUGAGGCUUAUGGUGUCCUCUCAGAUCCCAAGAAGAAAUGCCGUUACGAUUCUGGCCAAGACAUGGAAGAUUUCGGUUGUGGAAUGUCAGACAUUGAUCCUAGCCAAGUGUUCCAAUCCUUCUUCAACACUGCUCAUGGACAAGAGUAUACUUUUGGUAGUUCAUUCCCUGGUGGUUUCAGUUUCCAAUUUGGCUGAAUCAUACUUGUAACCCUGACAAUGUUCGCAACAUCUAUUUUCAUUUGUAAAAUAAUCUUUGUAUCUGUUACCACAUUCCUAAUUUUUCAUCUCGCUUUUUUCUCAAAAUGGAAUCCAAACUUUGUGUUGUUAGUAUUUAUUGCUAGUAAUAAUGUUUUGAGAUCCUAUUUUAACUCGGUAAUUGCACCGAGAAAUACAACAUUAAUAUUACUGUAAAUGAGUUAUGGUACAUUAUAAAUUUUCGGCUCUCAUCCCAUAGAGCAUAGAAAUUUUGUGAUAAUUCAGUGAAAUAAAAGUUAGUCUUUAUGAAAA
Messenger RNA from Coccinella septempunctata (seven-spotted ladybird), 1876 nucleotides. RefSeq names its product dnaJ homolog subfamily C member 7 (gene Tpr2). The coding region runs from base 80 to 1564 and encodes 494 amino acids. The transcript is spliced from 4 exons. The record is from RefSeq and is a predicted model, not a curated record. NCBI's taxonomy places the organism in Eukaryota, Metazoa, Arthropoda, Insecta, Coleoptera, Coccinellidae. Gene Ontology annotation, molecular function: protein binding.